CAUCCGACAACAGCAGCCGCCAUUCGCGAACUAAGUUGCGGGGACGUCACCGCGGCGCUUGUGCCAGCCUAGGUGCACGUUAAGUGCCACGCGAAGUGCCGAACGCCCGCCGCUGACAAGGAGGCCACGGGGCAGACCCAGCAGGUGCCAUGGGGUCGACGGCUGGCUCGAGAUGAGUGGCCGAUGCACCACCAGUGCCCCCUACUGUGCCAACUUGCUGUGCUUUAGACACCCGGGGCGCUCCGCUCGUUGUUGUGAGCAGCGUCGCUCCUCCGCCCGGUGUUGUUGUUGUUGUGUGCCCACACCGAUAUCUCCCAUCGGAUUAUUAUUAUUCGAAUCGGCCUCUUAUCUACGAACGACUUCACUGCUGGGCGCGCGGGACGCCGCGCGGGACGAGUUGAACAAUCAUCGGGCGCGUGCGGCGUGGAACGCUGAGGAAGCUGCUGCGAAGAUCUCGUCAUGAGCGGAGGUCUGGCUCCCAGCCGGAGCACGGUCUACGUGUCCAACCUGCCCUUCUCCCUCACCAACAGCGACCUGCACAAGAUCAUGGAAAAGCAUGGUAAGGUUGUUAGGGUGACCGUCGUGCGUGACCGGGAGACGCGCCGCAGCAAGGGCGUGGCCUUCGUGCUCUUCCUGGACCGCGAGUCGGCGCAAAACUGCAGUCGCAAAGUCAACAACAAGGAGCUGUUCGGUCGGACGCUGAAGGCAAGCAUCGCCGUGGACAACGGCCGCGCCUCGGAGUUCAUUCGCCGCCGCACGUACACGGACAAGUCUCGCUGCUACGAGUGCGGGGAGGAUGGCCACCUCAGCUACAUUUGCCCCAAGAAUGUUCUUGGGGAGAGGGAUCCACCAAAAAAGAAAGAAAAGAAGAAGAAAAAGAAGCUAGAUGCUACACAAGAACAGGAGACGAACGUGUCUGGGAGUGAAGAAGAAGGGGAGGACCCGGCCCUGGACAGCUUGAGCCAAGCCAUCGCUUUCCAGCACGCGCGUGUGGAGGAGGAGCGGCGCCAUUUCGGUGGCGGUGGUAACGGCGGGGAUGGCCAGCCCGGGACCUCGGACGCCGACGGCACGCGGCACCGCAUCAAGCAGAGCCACUACUUCAGCGACGAGGAGGAGCUCAGCGAUUGACGCCCGCUGACCUCUCUCACUGGCAGACGACGGGGCCCAGCGUCCCUUGUGCGUCGUUCACCAAGACGGGGCGGUAGUGUAGCCUGGACUGCCGCUGAUCUGCAGCGUAGUGCUGGAAGCAAUUGAAUAGCCCUAUCGUUAACCCCAUUCAUCUCGCUUCUCCCAUACAUAGUUGUGGUGCACCCAUAAUAAAUACACCCAUUACUCUUCCCCUUGAGCCCAAAAACAUUUUUUCUUGGAGGUAGCAGUGUUUUGCAGAGCAGCGGUAUUUUGAAUCACGCCAGAAGUUCCCAUAUGAACGCUGGGUUUCGUAUGCAAGCGUUUGCUUUUUGCCACUCGCUGCAAGAUUUCACAUUUGUUUCAAGUUUAUUUUGUUUAAGCAGGGUGAGAACUCGAAGAGACCAAGAUAAAGUUUCAUUUGCAAGUGACUUGGAACACCAAUAGCAGUAUCGGACCUCUAGUGGCGAGAGAUACAGUAAAACCUUGGAUUGCGAGUUACUUGGUCUGCGAGUGUUUUGCAAGACGAGCAAUUUUUUUAAAUAAUUAUUAAUUUGAUUAACGAGCGAGGUCUUGCAAUACGAGUAGUACGUGUGUACGCUUUGUCUGCCGAGCGUCACGUGAUCACAACUGAUGUACGAGUGCUUUGGAUUACUAACACGUUUCCGGAACGACUUAUGCUCGCAAUCCAAGGUUUUACUGUAUUGGACUCUUCUCUGCAUGCUUGUGGGUAUGAGCAUCCAAAUGCAACCUUGGUUGUUGGCGAGUGGAUUGCCUGAGCUGUGUGUGCAGCUCACCGGACGCUGUGCAACGCAUGCCAGCCUCUUUUUUUUAAAUCCUUUAUAUUAAGUUCGCUUGCUUGCUUGCUUAGGACCGUGCAAAUUUUUCGGUCGUUUUUUAACCCACUUCCCGUGAUCCAAUCGAGCUGACAUUUUGCACACAGACUCGUUGUGCGUGACAAUGAAUUUUCGUGAAAAUUUUUUUCCAAAAUUUUACACUUUUUAGGAAAAAAUAAAUUAUAUUUAAUUACCAAUUGCUUAAUGGUGGCAGCCAUUCAUCUGACCCAUAGGUGGCAGCCAUAUCAAGCCAGAGGACGAGAGGACUCUAGCCUCCACGCAUAUGAAGGAUUUAUAGUGAAAAACUUUGUUUUUACGGGUGAAUUUUUUUUCCCUGUUCGUGGCACCGUGGCGUAUCUCCAUUUACGAGAUAAUUUAAACUUACUUUUUCAGGAACGCAACAAUUGUAAUAGAAGUUUUGUCAUUCAAAUGUAACAAAAUAUUUGGUGAAAUUAGGUGAAGAGGCAAACAUCUGUAAAUAAAUGUGUAUAUAUUUUUUAUGAAUGUAAAAAGAAUGUGGAACAAAUAUUAGACCGUGAAUGUUUUUUAUUCAUCUUGCACUGUUUCUCGCAGUGGGCAUAUUGAAUUACGGAGAGAGGAAGGCAAAGGAACAAAAGAAAGGUCUUGAAUAGGCGUAGGGAGUCCACAGUACAUAUUGCUGGUGGCAAGGGAGUUCCAGACUAUGGGGACAUUCAAAGAAAACGAGCAACCUCCCACUGAGUGAACGUAGACCGGGAACUUCGACCGAAUGCGUUGAGAGGAGUAGAGUGGGAUGAGAAGGCAGAGGUAAUUAGCUUAAAGUAAAUUUUCUUUAACCAGGUGGGAGCUCAAGAGACAAGGAUAGUCUUAUUUGCAAGCAUGACCUGCUUCACCAAAAUUACUAAUCGGUAACGGAUGAAUGCAUGGGGGAUCUUCAAGACUGCAAUUCUGAACAUUGUUCCAGGAUUUGAUGGAAUGUGAACGGAGCAUGAGAGAUAUGGUCUCGUUUAUGGGUGGGGUUAAAAAGUCUUGCAGUGGCAUUUUAGAGUUUGGAGAGGAGGGAAUUUGAGAGUCUGUAGAGGAAUUGCAAUCAUCGAAGUCGAGAUGGGAUUAGGGCAUCGAUGAGUGUCGGCACCAGCUGAGAAAAUAGGCGAGGAAAAUUGAAAUUUUACGAUAAAACAUUUUGUAACUUAUAAUAAAAGUGACAAAACGAGCGGUAAAAAAAAGUUGGAUUCAUUGCUUAAUUUCCAUGACGGUAUUUGCCUUCUGUUCUUCGUUAAGUAAAACAUUUUUUUUGUUGUUUCUGUGGAAACAUCAACAAUGUUCAAUAGGAGGCACUUCUAUUGAGUAGGCAGGGACAGUGAUCUCGCUAGGAACAUUUUAAUGAUCAAAAAUGAUAAAUCCACUGCCAAACAAUGGUCUCAUCACACCGUUGCCAUCCGCGUAAUUUUGCGAUUCCACAAGCCAUUUGGACAUUUGAGCUGAUUCCAUCUCACGCGCCGAGCUGGAAGGGCAGACGGAACGAGCGGGAGG
Lethenteron reissneri (Far Eastern brook lamprey) is the source of this 3473-nucleotide messenger RNA. It is a transcript of the gene ZCRB1, whose product is annotated as zinc finger CCHC-type and RNA binding motif containing 1. Gene Ontology annotation, biological process: mRNA splicing, via spliceosome. Gene Ontology annotation, cellular component: U12-type spliceosomal complex. Gene Ontology annotation, molecular function: RNA binding; zinc ion binding. NCBI's taxonomy places the organism in Eukaryota, Metazoa, Chordata, Hyperoartia, Petromyzontiformes, Petromyzontidae. The record is from RefSeq and is a predicted model, not a curated record.